Molecule: messenger RNA, 816 nt
Organism: Paramuricea clavata
Lineage: Eukaryota; Metazoa; Cnidaria; Anthozoa; Malacalcyonacea; Plexauridae
Source: the annotation of a GenBank genome assembly
AUGGGAGCGUACAACGGAGAUUCAUGGAUUGAAAGGCCAGAUCUAUUUAUAAAAGUGAAAGAUGCAGCAGGACAAUUGAAGCACUGCUCAAUGAACGCGAUGGAUAUGUCGCCAUCCAGCGUAACGUACGAAUGCAAGUCCGCAUCUGAUCUCACUAACAUGUUGACACUAAAUGCACUGAAGUUCAUAAUCGAAGACGAGACGCCACUUAACGUCGCCAAGCCUGAACCAGUUGCAGGUUUCCGUCCUGUCAUUUGCUCAUCGCACACAGAUUCAUACAAGUGCUCAAAAGUGCUAACCACGUCAAUUUCCACUUCAUCCAGCCUCAGUAUUGGCACUGGAUUCACUUUGGCGGUAACAGUUGGAGCAUCUGUGGAACUUGAAGCCAAAUUUUUUGGUUCCGGAACCAAAACAAAAUUUUCAACCGAAAUAUCAGCUUCAACAUCUUUCAACGUGGAAUCUAGUAGAUCAAAUACACAUACUACAAUGGACAGGACGGACGUUUCAGUUCAAGUGCCAGCAAACACCGAAGUUACGAUCAAUCUUCUGCGAACUGUUCAGAACUUGGUAUACAAAUGGAAAGCGGAUUUUCAGAUGUUGGGAAAGUAUUCUCUGAAAUGGAAAAAUGAGCAGGAAUUCUUCCAAGAUGUGACGACGGUGCUAACCGGACCAAAGAGGGAAAUAUAUGCGUUUGGAAGUUGGAAUUAUCCGGACACCGACGUUCUCAGGGUGGUAAUCACUGACAAGUAUGGAAAUGAGAUGCGUUCGGGAUGUGAGCAUAACGUUGGUGAUACAGUAACAGAUUGUGAGCCAUAA